This is a messenger RNA of Cucurbita pepo subsp. pepo (vegetable marrow), 2658 nucleotides long. RefSeq names its product protein NPGR2. NCBI's taxonomy places the organism in Eukaryota, Viridiplantae, Streptophyta, Magnoliopsida, Cucurbitales, Cucurbitaceae. Gene Ontology annotation, molecular function: protein binding. The record is from RefSeq and is a predicted model, not a curated record.
UCGCCUUCUCUAGGAUUACUGUUUUCCUCGAUUUUCCAUUUUUUUCCCUUCUUUUCUUUUGAUUCCUUGUUUUCAUCCGAAACCAAACCUCAGAGUUUGGUGAAAGUAGCAAAUCAAAAGAAGGCCAAACAAUAAAGUUGAAAAUUGUUUAAGCUUUCGUCUGCUUUUUGGGCGCUUUUAAUUUCAAAAGGAUUCAAAAGGGGUCUUGAUCGAUUGUUCAAGAGAAUUCAAGUCAUGGGUAUUGCUGUUUCUGGAUUUUGCCUUCCCCCGCUCUUCUUUUACCUUUGGGAGAAUGAAAGAUCUUUGGCUGCUGUCAAACAAUAUGAAGAGUGAUGUUAAGAUAAAAUGGCGGCGGAGAGCUGGAAAAGGGGAGAACAUUAGGAAGAUAAUGAAGUGUUUAUGUUCUGGAGAGAAAAGAGCUGGUGAUGGUAUGAUUCCUGCAUCAGAAUUGCAGUCAACUUUGGAGAAUUCAGCAAGCGAACACUCCUCACGAAUCGGCGGGACUGUCAUGAAGCCAGAAAUUGGCAAUAUAGAAGAAGCCGAGUCUUCGCUUCGUGAGAGCGGUUGCUUGAAUUAUGAGGAAGCAAGAGCAUUGCUGGGAAGAUAUGAAUAUCAAAAAGGAAACAUUGAAGCUGCUCUUCAUGUAUUUGAAGGAAUAGAUAUCACUGCAGUAACUAGUAAGAUAAUGACCUCCAUUGCUAGAACAGGACACCGUCCAAGGAGACGAUCGCAACGUUUUAGUGACCCACCAAUGUCUAUGCAUGCUGUCAGUUUACUGUUGGAAGCCAUCUUUCUAAAAGCAAAAUCCUUGCAAGGCCUUGGGAGGUUUGGAGAAGCUGCUCAAUCUUGCAAAGUUAUUCUGGACAUACUUGAAUCUUCAUUUCCCGAAGGGUUGCCUGAAAACUUUGGUGCUGAUUGUAAAUUGCAGGACACAGUAACGAAAGCUGUUGAGCUGAUACCAGAACUAUGGAAACAAGGCGAUUCUUCUCAAGAAGCGAUCCUUUCAUAUCGGCGGGCACUCCUUCAUCAAUGGAACCUCGAUGCGGGAACCACCGCUCGAAUUCAGAAAGAGUUUGCCAUUUUUCUUCUGUACAGUGGAAAUGAAGCAUACCCUCCAAAUCUCCGGUCUCAAAUGGACAGCUCAUUUGUACCAAAAAACAAUUAUGAAGAAGCUAUACUCUUAUUUAUGAUACUACUUAGAAAAGUUGUUCUUAAGAGGAUUGAUUGGGAUCCAUCAAUCUUGGAUCACCUCUCCUUUGCACUAACAAUAUCAGGGGAUACAAGCGCUUUGGCAGGUCAAGUAGAGGAAUUGCCUCCUGGGAUUCUACAUCGAAACGAUAGGUACCAUACUCUCGCUCUUUGUUACUAUGGAGCUGGAGAAGACUUGGCUGCUUUGAAUCUUCUGAGGAAAUUGUUGGGCAGUCAUGAGGAUCCUAAAUCUCUUCCUGCUUUAUUAAUGGCGUCAAAGAUUUGUGGAGAGCACAGUGAUCAUGCUGAAGAAGGAACACGUUAUGCUCGUCGAGCUCUUCAAAACUUGGAUGCUGGAUGUGAUCAACUGAUAGGUGUUGCCAACUGUUUGUUGGGUGUCUCUCUGUCUGUAUAUUCUAAAUCAGCAGUUGUAGAUUCUGAGCGGUCCUCCAGACAAUCUGAGGCGAUAGAGGCCCUGGAAGCUGCACGGAAGAAGACUCGAAUGACCGAUCCUAAUGUUCUCUACCAUUUGAGUGUUGAAUAUGCUGAUGAGAGGAAGUUGGAUUCAGCACUUCAUUUUGCAAAGAAGUGUCUCAAACUGGAAGGUGGAUCUAAUAUUAGAACUUGGUUACUGGUGGCUCGGAUACUCUCUGCCCUGAAACGAUUCGUGGAUGGCGAAGGUAUUAUAAAUGCAGCUCUGGAGCAGACUGGGAAAUGGGAUCAAGGCGAAUUGCUUCGAACAAAAGCAAAGCUUCUGAUAGCACAAGAUGAGCUGAAAGGUGCUAUUGGGACUUAUACUCAGUUACUCGCUGUUUUUCAAGUUCAGAGUAAAAGUUUUGGCUUGGGAGAUAAGAAGCUACAUAAGAACAGCAGAAAUUGUAUCAGAAGCUUGCAAUUGGAAGUGUGGCAUGAUUUAGCUCUAGUCUAUAUAAGGCUUUCACAAUGGCACAAUGCCGAGGCUUGCCUUUCCAAGUCAAAGGCCAUCCAUUCUCAUUCGGCAUCUAGAUGUCAUCUCACAGGUAUGCUUUAUGAAGCAAAAGGAUUGUAUAAAGAAGCUUUGAAGGCUUUUAUGGCUGCUCUGGACAUCGAUCCCGUUCAUGUCCCGAGCUUGGUUUCGUCUGCCGUAGUUCUCAGACGUCUCGGCCACCAAUCGCACCCCGUUGUUCGCAGCUUUUUGAUGGAUGCUAUACGUCUCAACCAGACAAACCACGCUGCGUGGUACAAUCUCGGGCUAUUCUACAGAGCUGAAGGAACCAAAUCUUCAUUGGCUGAAGCUGUUGAAUGUUUUGAGGCUGCAACAUUUCUUGAAGAGACUGCUCCUGUUGAAUCCUUCAGAUAAAACAGCUCUGCUCAAAUAAUUUUUUGAAACAAAGUAUUUUCCUCGUAUCUUCGCUUCAUAAUCUAUUUUACACCCUCAUUGUACAACAACAGAAAAUUAAUAAAUGUAAAGUUUCUCUCUAUUUCUGGAUG